AAAAAUAGGUCCACUUUGCGCUGGACAGAAUGAUCCAAUUUUCACCCCAUUUAAUUCAGAUAUUGGUUAGAAGAACCAGCUUUAGUAUGUAAGCCAGCUGCUUCGUGUUUACGGAAGUGACGCAGAGGUGUGCACUCCUUAAAGGGGUCCCCCUGCUCAGGUCGACGUUAAAUAUUACCCACAAUCCCACGGUCUUCCUUUCUGUCUGAACCAACAUGCCUAAGGGGAAGAAGGCUAAGGGAAAGAAGGUGGCCCCAGCCCCUUCAGUUGCCAAGAAGCAUGAGGCCAAGAAGGUGGUCAACCCUCUGUUCGAGAAGAGACCCAAGAACUUUGGCAUUGGUCAGGACAUCCAGCCCAAGCGUGACUUGACCCGCUUCGUCAAGUGGCCCCGCUAUGUGCGUCUGCAGAGACAGCGCUCCAUCCUGUACAAGAGGCUGAAGGUCCCCCCAGCGAUCAACCAGUUCACCCAGGCCCUGGACCGCCAGACCGCCACUCAGCUUUUCAAGCUGGCCCAUAAGUACAGACCAGAGACCAAGCAGGAGAAGAAGGUGAGGCUGCUGGCCCGUGCUGAGCAGAAGGCUGCUGGCAAGGGAGACACCCCCACCAAGAGGCCACCGGUGCUGCGUGCUGGUAUCAACUCUGUAACCAGUCUUGUAGAGAGCAAGAAGGCCCAGCUUGUGGUCAUUGCUCACGACGUUGACCCUAUUGAGCUUGUCGUCUUCCUCCCCGCUUUGUGCCGCAAAAUGGGAGUCCCUUACUGCAUCAUCAAAGGCAAGGCCAGGUUGGGAAGGCUUGUACACAGGAAGACAUGCACUUCAGUGGCAAUCACGCAAGUUAACCCUGAGGACAAGGGAGCCCUUGGCAAGCUUGUCGAGGCCAUCAAGACCAACUACAAUGACAGAUAUGAAGAGAUCCGUCGUCACUGGGGAGGUGGACUCAUGGGAGCCAAAUCCACAGCUCGCAUCAACAAGCUGGAGAAGUCGAAGGCCAAGGAGCUCGCCACCAAGCUUGGUUAAAUUGUUUUGGUUUCAAAUAAAUGUCAUAAUUGAUGA
Messenger RNA from Gadus morhua (Atlantic cod), 1052 nucleotides. It is a transcript of the gene rpl7a, whose product is annotated as ribosomal protein L7a. Bases 216 to 1016 code for a protein of 266 amino acids. The transcript is spliced from 8 exons. Gene Ontology annotation, biological process: ribosome biogenesis. The record is from RefSeq and is a predicted model, not a curated record. Gene Ontology annotation, molecular function: RNA binding. Gene Ontology annotation, cellular component: ribonucleoprotein complex. NCBI's taxonomy places the organism in Eukaryota, Metazoa, Chordata, Actinopteri, Gadiformes, Gadidae.